AUUUGGGUUCUUUUUGUCAGUUGCCACAGAAUUGCAUUAUUUCAACAGGAACAAUUUUAAGAUGACAUUUAAAGGUCCCUUCUGACCCAAACCAUUCUAUCAGUCUAUGAAUUCUGUGUCUUUACUGAAGUAGUUAUGACUCCCAGCUAACACAUCACACUGAACCUCAUGCAGCAGCUAUCAAGAAAGUGCUCCUGGCUGGUUUUGACCUUGAAGGAUUGUUUUUCCCCAGGGUUGUUUCUCACAGUGGCAUGGGGGCGAGCGAUGGGUAUUGGCCACUUGGGCAAGGCGAUGGCACGGGUGGUGCAGGAGAACAUGGCUGGGGUGGGCCCGUGUCUGUGCUGAGUGACCAGGAGGAUGCUGAGAUGCGGCUCCCUGGGUGACCGCUGUGCUUGGGGAUAGAGAUACCCCAGCCUGCAGUUUCUGGCAACAUUUGCCAGCAGUGAGCAUCUUUGUUCUGCUUUAAAGUUAACAUGGGUGCCCAAAUCCAACCACAAGUCCAGGUUUGCUCUGCCUGCUGCCAAUAUCAACCAGUGAAACAGCCCAGGACGUACCCCAGGUAAGGCAGAGCAGUGCAGGAGGACAGUCACAUCCCUUGGACCUUCUCUUCCGCUUCCUGAGCAUCUCGGCCACCCCACACGGGUGAUGAGGAACCAGGGGAAGUGCUGCCAAACUGGAGCUUCCAUGGGUGCCAGCAGCCAGGCAGGGGCAAGGCGAGGGAGGGUGCUCCUGUGAUUUAGGGUCUCUGAGGCUCACAUCCCCAUCCCCUUAUCUCCCUGCAGAAGGGAGGGGCAGUGGAAGGAGGGGGGGAUUUUUUCUGGUUUCACCAUAGGAAGGAUUUUCAAACCCUAUAAAUUCACUUUUGAGAAACGAAUGGCUAAAGCAGAUUAACCUUUUUGCUAAUCCUCUAUAAUGGCUUUGGAAUCUCCUUAACCAAUAAGAAAAUGAUAAGAGCCUGUUUCUUUUCUUUUUAUCUAUAUCUAUAUUGUCCUCCCUUGUCUGUGUUUUUUUUCUUUCUUGUUUUAUUUUCCUUUCCUUUUCUAAUAUGAAAUAGCCCAGCGAUCCUAUCUCUUGGAGGCUCAGUAAACAGAACAUCAAUAAUCCCUUUCCUUUAUUCCUCCCUGGUAACAGGGUGCAGAGAAGUGUCUGCCGAUUGGGAUUUGAUUACCAGCAGCUAUCAAAAGUCUCUUUGUAAGAUCUGGGUCCUAAAUCCCAUAAUUCUUUGAUAAAAGAAGUAUUACCAGUCCAUUUUCUGAAGUGAAAGGUAUGGGAGGAAUGAAAGAAAGCAAUCAGCAGAGAUCCUAAUAGGCUAAGUGCAUGUGCGGUGGGAAGGCAGGGACGAGCAGGGGAGGCCAGGGAAAGGCGUCCUUUGUUAAGGAUGGGGAAGGAGAAUUAAUCCGCUUCGGUCCUAUGAUUAUUACAGCUGAAAGAGGAAAGGGUCGGGUUCUGUGCCUGCCCACCCCACGUCCCAGCUCACCUGCACUGCAGUCCCUCUGGACUGGCACGGUGUGGGGUGCAAAAUCUGGCGCCACAUCCAUGUUAGCAUUUGGGUAUGUGAAUAAAAGCUGGGAGCAGUUUGUGAUGAUCCCUGGUGUUAGUGCAUCCCCAGUGCCUUUCUGGAACACUGAUGCCUUGGCAGGGCAGCAGAAAACAUGUCCAGACUGGGUCACUACAAAGGUAUCUUCCUCUCAAACCUACAGCAAAUAAAUGAAGAUUCAUAGAACAUGGUUAUAAUUUCUGUUAUGCCAUCAGCAUAGCUGAAGGGAGAGGCAAAUAAAGGGAUGAAAGAAAAAAAUAGUGGUUUGGUUUUAAGUAAGAUUUUACAGAGGUUUGAGGGUCAGAGGUAGUGAGGCUACGGGACAUCUCUUCUUGGCUUUGGGAGAGCAGCUGGGUGAGCAUGGGCAGGCAGAACGGAGAAAAGACAAGGGACUGAGAGGAGCUCUCCUGGAGAUGGGCUCCCCUUUCUGCAUGAUGCCAUCAGGGUUGCUGGGCUGUUCUCUAUCAAGCCAUGAGGUGCCAGGACGCCCUUUGGUACGCAGUGGUUCCACAGCACUCACCUGUGUGUCCCUUUGGUGUUCCACAAGUGGGACUGGAGUCUUCUCCACCCUGCAAAGAAACACCAAGCAGGAGAACGUUCCCUGUGUGAACUCCCGAAGCCUCGAUACCCACCUUGGCUUAAACCGCUGGAAAACUUGAGUUUACACUUUCCUAAGCAACCUGAGCUCAACCCCAGGUUCUCUGUUUUAAUCCCAGCUACUCAUUUCAGUUAUAGACUCAAGACAGAAGAUGUCCUCCCUCGUCCCACGGAUCGCACAUGCCAGGUCUUGCUGCCAGGCGCCCCCUCCCAUCCCAUGUCACUGCUCUGGGAUGCAGUUUCUCUUGCUGGACAGAAGUUGGGAACGGGACUGACAAAGCUUUGGGGACACCUGGCUGCCCCAGGGAGCCGUCCUGGCUGCUCUGGGCUCGGAGACCAGCUCCUGCCCCAGCUGCCCGCACGUGGGGCAGUGGGCAACACUCCUGCGCGUCCCAAUGCAAGCAGGGGUACGGCUCAGCUGGACAGGAGGUGGCUGCAUGCCACUAAGCUAAGCCACAGAACUGUCAUGAGCUGCCAGUAAUCUAAUUUAUUAAGGACUUUGAAUCCUUGCAAAGAGUAUGCUGGAUACAUGCAAAACAUCUGCAUUAUCACUGUGAUUAGGGCAGUGGAGGCGGGGGAAAGGGGAAGGAGAAAAAACACAAUUUCUCUGCUUUCAGCAGGAAAUAAAUCAACUUUCACAGAGAGUUCUGGCACAGCCAGAGGCUGUGCUAUCAUUAAAAAUGAUUUUUUAUUAAGCUGAACUCUCUCCUCUCUUAUAUUGUAUGAUAUGACAGCUCUCUUUUGAUGGGAAAGCUUUCAUUUGGCCAGAGAAAGGGAUAAUUUGCUUCUUUUAAGGAGCUAAUCCUCUGGUCCAUUUCUGGGCUGGGAACAGCUAUCCUCCCCCUUCCCUGGAUCGGAGGCGGCAGCACAAUGGAGAUCAUAACCACCUCAAAUCUACACCCGAGAUGGAGAAAUCAGAUUUCCUUCUCCAGUCAUUUUUGUGGGAUUAGCUAAAUCUUAGAUCCACACUAACCCUUCACAAAGCUGCCAAGAUUAGUUAGAAUUUAUUUUAUUCACAGGGGGGUUUACGGUUUUCUUUCCAAAGGGAUUAUAUCUCUCUAUAUAUAUAUGUUUAGGGUGGCUGCAGUCAUAAAGCAGCUAGGUUAGAGGCAGAGAAAGUGCAUGUAUGUAUAAAAUAAAAACUCAGCUGCACGAAUGACAGUCACUUGAAACUCCAAGACAAAGCAGCGAUCCUGGAUGACUUCGUCGGUCCAUUUUAAAAGCUACGUAAGCUGUCUUCUUCCUUGCGAGACCCCACUCCAGAGCUGACCCUGCUCAGCCUGAGCUGCCCGUUCCCGCAGCCGGCAAACGAUGUCUUCAGAGCCGGUGUCUGACACCGACGCCAGCAGGAGAGGCCUCAAGAAACCAUGUUCCUUCAGCAUCGAGGACAUCCUCUCCAGCCCAGCGGAGACAAGUCCCCAGGUCCUGGUCCCGCUGUGCCUGCGGGGCAUCUUGGACUGCGCGCCCAAGGGGCUGUGUGAGCUGGAGAGCAUCCCGGCCAGCUCCCUGCAGGAGGAGGAGGAGGAGGAGGAAGAGCUGGAAGGGACAGGCUGCAGCUGCUGCUGCUGUUCCCACACGAGCGCCCGUUCCCUGCAGGACUCGCCGAGUUGGCUGGACACCCGGUUCCCCUGGCCCAUGCGGCUCCUCCACUCGGCCGUCAGGGUCUGCAAGGGUCCCCAGGUGAACCCGAGUGAGAUGCAGACUUUCCAUCAGCUCCAGCGCCGGACGCGCCGGCACCGCACCAUCUUCACCGAGGACCAGCUGCAGGCCCUGGAGACGCUUUUCCAUCAGAACCAGUACCCAGACGUCAUCACCCGGGAGCACCUGGCGAACCGCAUCCACCUGAAGGAGGAGAGGGUGGAGGUUUGGUUUAAAAACCGACGGGCCAAGUGGCGGCACCAGAAGAGGGCAUCUGCUUCAGCGCUGAUCCUUCAAGGCACCAAGAAGCCCCUCGAGGAGAGCUGUUAGUGCUCAUAAGCUGCGUCUCAGCAGACAAACACCAAGAGCAUCCAUCUCCUGUAGCUGGCGGGUUCUGCGGGGCGGUAACCCAAAGAACUAAUGAUGCAAAAGGGAAUCUCUGUGAUUCCCAGAGGAGGAGGACAGGUAAAAGCAGGCAUGUUGCUUUCACGUCCCAGUUUCUCUUACAAACCCAAUUCAUGUGGCAAGUAACUCACCACGCGUGACCCCCAGAUGCUCCAGCAGAACCCGCUGCCCACAGCCCGCGGGGACAGAGCUGUGCGGGGUAUGUGCGUGUGCUUGGGGACAAGGGGAGCGUCCCCUGCUAGUGUGUGCUCUGUGCAGGUGGCAUCUGUGCUUGUUCUACCACUGUAGAUUUGCAAAAUACCCUGCAAAUUAAUGUUUCCUAUUUCCAGCACCUCGGUGGCAUCUGGAGUCGUUUCUGGGGUUCGGUUCUGCGGU
Messenger RNA from Columba livia (rock pigeon), 4552 nucleotides. It is a transcript of the gene GSC2, whose product is annotated as goosecoid homeobox 2. Bases 3446 to 4102 code for a protein of 218 amino acids. Gene Ontology annotation, molecular function: RNA polymerase II cis-regulatory region sequence-specific DNA binding; DNA-binding transcription factor activity, RNA polymerase II-specific. Lineage: Eukaryota; Metazoa; Chordata; Aves; Columbiformes; Columbidae. Gene Ontology annotation, cellular component: nucleus. Gene Ontology annotation, biological process: regulation of transcription by RNA polymerase II. The transcript has 3 exons. The record is from RefSeq and is a predicted model, not a curated record.